Molecule: messenger RNA, 1694 nt
Organism: Rubroshorea leprosula
Lineage: Eukaryota; Viridiplantae; Streptophyta; Magnoliopsida; Malvales; Dipterocarpaceae
Source: the annotation of a GenBank genome assembly
AAAAAAAAUAUAAAGAGCCUCUAAUAAUUGAUUUGUAAUUUUUUAAUUGAUAAGGAGACAAUUUAAGCUUUAAGCAAUAGAGUCAAUGCAUCUAAAUCGGUUUUUUUAUUCUUUAAAUAUAAUUCUCCUCACUAACAAAUUCCUUCCCUUUUUUUUAAUGGGAAUAGCCUCUGCUCUCACAAAGUGAACAGUAGUUCUCCCCCUCUGACAAUAUUGUGGAUUGCAGAAAAGCUUAACAUGCAAACGGAAAUUCUCUAGUCAAAAUUGAAUCCCUGAUGACUUGAAUCGAACACACUAAGCCGCAUUUUUGUUUUUUUUCAUUUCCUUUCCUCGUCCAUUCCAAUUCCAAUCCCUCUCCCCUCUAGCAUAGAGCCCUUUCUUCAGUCAUAUCCACCUUCUUCUCACUGCCACUCAUUCUACCCUUCCCUUCCCCUCUUCUUCUUCCUCAGCUAGACACUUUUAGCUCAAUUGUCCUCUCUACCGCCAUUCUCAUUCCCUGCUGAGAUGGUGAAGAAAGAGAGACAGUGAGAGUGUAGACCAAGAGUCAGGGAAAAGAUCUCUGCUGGCUCUGGGUCUUCUCCUAUAGUGUGCAUGAGUCAAAUCUGAUUGAGAUCGAUCAAAAAGGUAGGAGAACCAGAAGGAAGGGGGAGAGAAUGACGUUGGGAAGAAUAGGGGAGGUUCUCCACCAGUGGUAUGAUUUUUGUUACAAGAAAUUAGAGGAUAUGGACAAGUCACUCUCAUGUAAGAAUGACUUUAUAGUCGGAGGUGUAAGAAUGUCCCCAUUUUCCUUUCAGUUUUGUGGGUAAUCAUUUUCCUUCUUUUUGAUUUCUGGGGUGAAGCAGGGACAAAUUUAGUGGCACCCAUGUGUGCCAAGUAAUGUUUUCUCUUUUAUUUUUAUUCUUGGUUUCUAUUUGUUCUUUCUGUGGUUUGAAUGCUAUAGGCUCUGUUGAUCCAUGCUCAUAUAUAAUGGAAAAUUUGAAACUUAAUGGGAUUAAUUAGAUUUUGUUUGGGAUCCGUUCUCUUGUUCUCUUAGGUAGCAUAAGUAGUAAAUAAAUGUGCAUUUCAGAUUUUUCACAUCAAUGGUCAUUGCGUCAAUAUGAGGUUUUGCGAAGAAUUAGUGCUACUUUUUUGAAGGUGUUUGACACAAGUAAGCUGUGGGUGGCUUUUUAGUCUAUUUCUAAUGCUUUAUCCCUUUUUCUUUAUUUGGUCUUAGAUGUUUAAUAGGUUCAUUAAUUCAUAUUGUCAUUUAAUAAUAGCUAAAGAUUCAUAUAAAUAGAAAAAAGCAAUGACUGAGGAGAAAUCUGUGCUUCUGUACUAGAAAAAAAGAAACAUAGUGAUGGAGAGAAAGCUGAAGAAAGAACAUAAGGAGGCAGAGAAACUUGCAAAAAUGAUCACCUAUGGAUGAUAAUAUUUCCUGAAAGUUUUUCAGCUUAAUUUCUUUGUAUAUCAUUAUCUGUUUGUCCUUGGUGUGAAGAAAAAAAAUCUAGUAAUCAUUUCUUUUACCUGGUCUGAUUCCAUUCAUUUAAUUAUCGAUUAUUAUGCAAAUUAUGGACAAAAUUCCCCAACUUCACUAAGUAGUAAUUCUUGCACUUAUUCUUGAUAUGUGGCUGAUAGGAUCCAUAGAUCAAGUAAUUGCUGGACAGCUUCAGGUGUCUGAUUUAGUGUUCCUCUCCUAAUACAAUAACAAUUUUAUU